AUGAGUAUUUAUCGCAAUGUUAAAUGUGUUUGUGUUGGUGAUGGAGCGGUGGGCAAGACAUGUUUAUUAAUGAGUUAUACGACAAACGCAUUUCCUGGCGAAUAUAUUCCAACAGUAUUUGAUAAUUAUUCCGCGAACAUUAUGGUUGAAAAUGAACCAGUUAAUCUUGGACUUUGGGAUACGGCUGGUCAAGAAGAUUAUGAUAGACUACGACCCCUGUCGUAUCCACAAACUGAUGUAUUUUUAGUAUGUUUUUCAAUAGUAAAUCCAGCAUCCUUUGAUAAUGUACGUGCAAAAUGGUUCCCAGAAAUAAAACAUUACAAUCCCGAAACGCCUAUUGUCCUCGUUGGAACAAAAUUAGAUUUAAGAGAAGAUCGAAAUACAAUUGAAAAACUAUCAUCACGUCGAAUGGUACCAAUACCUACUCAAAAAGGUUGCAUAAUGGCACAAGAAAUACACGCUGUUUCAUAUAUUGAAUGUAGUGCAUUAACACAAAAAAAUCUUUCUCGUGUAUUCGACGUGGCGAUUCGUGCAGGCUUAGAAUCCAGUAUUGUUAACUAUACAAAUAAAGAUCUCAAACACAAAUUAGAAAAUGCUAAUUUAGAUAGAGUGCAUCAGAUUUUGUUGAAUGCCGACAAGAAUCCAACAGGUUCCGACAAGAAGGCUGCAACGAUGUCUGCCAGUGCUCUGGAUUCGUUAUGUUCUAAUACAAUUUCUUCUCCUAUUGAAACAUAUAUUUGUCAACAAGAUGUCUUAACAACAACAGCGAACACAUACACGCUCCGAAAAAAUAUUAUUUCAGAGAAAAACAAGCAUAGCAAUGAAAUUGUACCCUUGUUAAGCACAAACACAGAUAAUGUUGACGAACAUUCAAAUUGUUCAGAACACAGUGUCGAAAUUCCGGAGCCGUCAGCUUCUUUAUGUGUAAAUCGUAGCAAAGAAAUACCAGAGCAGCCGCAUUUGUAUACGAAUAAACAAAACUCAACAACAAAUGAUAAUCACGACAAAAAUGACGAUUUCUCGGAUGCUGCAUCAUCUAGUAGCAGUAGUAGUAGUAGUAGCAGUAGCAGCAGUAGUAGUAGUGCUACGACACUGGAUAAUGAGGAAGAGGAUGAAUUAGAAAAAAUUUCAUUCGAAUGGAUUCAAGAACAGAUUCGUGCUGGUGCAGAUCCGAAAACAUUAUUGAUGAAAUUGAUGCCUGGUCUUCCAGAAGAUAUCUCACAGAAUGUUCUUUCCGAUCUUUUAUGCGAACUGUUACUUCCUGUGCAUAAACGACAACGAUUAGAACAGUAUAAAACAUUGAAUGAUGCUGUUAAUUUACUUCGAACAUGUAAAAAUAUAAUCGUAUUGACUGGAGCUGGCAUCAGUGUAUCGUGCGGUAUACCUGAUUUUCGUUCCAGAAAUGGGAUUUAUGCAUGUUUAAAACAACAAUUUCCUGACUUACCUGAUCCACAAGCCAUGUUUGAUAUGGAAUAUUUUAUGUAUGAUCCACGACCAUUUUUUCAGUUUGCCAAAGAAAUUUAUCCAGGUGAAAGAGAAGCAUCUUUAGUUCAUUGGUUUAUUAAACAAUUAGAAACGGAUAAUCAUUUGUUAAGAAAUUAUACGCAAAAUAUCGAUUGUCUUGAACAACUGUGUGGCAUUAACAACUUAAUUCAAUGCCAUGGCUCAUUUGCAACAGCAACGUGUUUAAAAUGUCGUAAAAAAGUAAACAAAUCACAUAUAAGAGAGAGGAUAUUAAAUCAACAAAUUCCAUAUUGUGAAGAAUGCAAUUUAGAAGAUGCUAUUUACAAGCCGGAUAUCAUAUUUUUUGGAGAACCGUUAGGUGAAGAAUUUCAUACUAAAAUUUCUAAUGAUAGAGAAAAAUGUGAUUUAUUAAUUGUUAUUGGCUCAAGUUUAAAAGUUAAGCCAGUUUCACUUGUCACUGAAAUGUUACCAUAUCAUGUUCCACAGAUAUUAAUCAAUCGUGAAAGUUUACCACAUAAAAAUUUUGAUAUUGAACUACUUGGUAACUGUGAUGCGAUAAUAAAUGAAUUAUGUAUCAGAUUAAGUCAAUUUGAUGAAUCUUAUAGUCAAAUAAAAAAAUUGCAAAAAACAAAUUUAUUGAAUGAAGUUUUGUAUCAGGACUAUGUUAAAACAUUAAAACCAAAUAAACGAAAAAAACAAAGAACAUCGUCACCAUGUUCGACCGUUGAAAUACCAGUCGUUAUUCAUCAAGAGAAUGAUUUAACAGUUCCCUCGCCUCCUUUGUCAGUCACAAAUGAGCAAAAAGAUGCCGACUUAUCAAAUGUAGAAAUAACACCUGAAACAGAUAUAGUCGAGUCUUUAACAGCAUCGGAUGAAAAUGAUACACGAACCCGAUUAAAAUCUCUGCGUCAACGUCCAACAAAACGCACUGUUCUAGUCAAAACUGAACCAUGUACAUCAAAUACAAAUAAUUUACGAAAACGAACAAUUUCAGCAGUGAAACGUUUUUGGUCAGCACCGCCUAACUCGUAUGUUUAUUGUCCACCCAAUCGGUAUGUAUUUGAAGGUGCCGAUAUUCUAUUGUCGGAUGACGAACAAGAACAGAAUCAAGAUGAAAAUCAGAAUGUAUGA
Molecule: messenger RNA, 2595 nt
Organism: Didymodactylos carnosus
Lineage: Eukaryota; Metazoa; Rotifera; Eurotatoria; Philodinida; Philodinidae
Source: the annotation of a GenBank genome assembly